This is a messenger RNA of Miscanthus lutarioriparius, 363 nucleotides long. NCBI's taxonomy places the organism in Eukaryota, Viridiplantae, Streptophyta, Magnoliopsida, Poales, Poaceae. The record is from the annotation of a GenBank genome assembly.
AUGGAGGAGGAUGAGGACGACGAUGACGCGUCGGAAGCUGAAGAAUUUGAGUUCAGGCCUGAUGUGCUGUUUAAGCGAGGUUCAAGGUAUUCUGUUCGGGAAUUAGUUGCUUUGGACACUGCUGCAACUCAUACCACAUUGACAUUGUUAAUCGAUCUUCUGCUAGAAACAGAUGCAAGCCUUGCUAGGAUUGCAAGAAAUAAUGGAAAGACAGUUUUGCACUCAGCAGCAAGAAUGGGCCAUAUGGAGAUGGUCACUGCACUGUUAAAUAAGGAUCCAGGGAUUGGUUGCAGAAUAGAUAAGAAGGGACAAACAGCUCUACACAUGGCUUCAAGAGGCCAAAAGUUUGGGACCAGCUUUUAG